AUUCAAGAUGUCAUAUGCAAAUCUAAAAUAUCCAAAAUGCUACCUAUAAUUUAUUUCUAAGAUGUUUCUAAGAAUAUUGAUAGAUGUAUUCUUAUAGUACAGUACAGCAACUUACAAGGUUUGCAAUGGGAUGAACUUAAAACUGAAAACAGGUAUAUCUGAGUCGGGAUAUGACUAAGAUUCGAAUUAGAUCUCUACAUGAUGGUGAUCAAGUGUAGGUACCUAGGUAACUGUCUUUGGUACUUUAUUAGGUAUCUAGUGCCUACCCUACAUUUGAUGGAUCAUCAAGUAUAAGUAGGCUUCUACACUUGGUGGAAGUCUAACCAGGAUCCAGGGCAAAUGAUGUCCUAUUAGCAUGCUCUAGUAGGUACCUAUACUUAGCAAGUUCGCUGUCCUCUAACGCCCACGUGCCACGUGUCAACGCACGUGGUAGGUAAUCAGACAAGUCAAAAGUCAGAUAUCACUAUUUUUAGUCAGUCAGACCCUGACAAGGCCACUGUGUUCUAAGAGAACAGAGAAUCAGAAAUAAAAAAGUUGGAUUUUGCGAAAGUCUUGUAACAUCAUUGGAUACGGAAACAGAGGGCCGGUCAUUGUCGCCGUGCUUGGCAUGAGUCCAAAUGUGAGAUCAUUAUGGGACGGAUGCGAUGAUAAAUGUAGGUACGAACUUCUUACAUUAGUUCAAACGUGGGAACUUAGUACGUAGUUUGUACUCGGCAAACGAAAGUCAGAUGGUCUGAAAAGUCUAAAGUUCGUUGGCUUGCUAAAAUAGUCGUUUCAUCAUCAAUUUCUAAAUUUAAAAUGAAUAUCUAUAAAGAGAGAUUAGUAUCCAACUACCUACGUAGGUAUACAUAUACAAUAUCUAUAUCCAUUCUAUUUUGAAUCUAAAUAAUUAAACAAUUACAGGAACAACUUAGGUUUCUAGCGGAAACUAAUGUUUACUUAGAAUUUUCAUCAGUUUCGGCAAAUCGGCACGAAUCGUUUUCGACAGCUCCGUAACAUGUCAUUAGUCUUUCAGUUAAAGCUUUAGGUACUCUGAAAAACAAGUAGGUUAUAACAGGUACCUGAUUUAUUAUAAUUUUCCUGUAGGUAACCUGGCAAAGCCUUAAGAAUUUCAAAGCAAUGCAUUGUGGAUGAUCAGUUACAAACUUUGGUACCUAUUAAUACUUUGAAGUUUAACCUAAUUUUACCUACAUAAAGUUACCUGUAAGUAGGUAAGUGAUGUAAAGUAAACAGGAAAUAGAACCAAGUAGGUUAGUCUUCGGAAAAAUUAAAAUUUUAUGACAUUCAACGCGAUCCCGUAAAACAGUUACGGUAUAUUGGCAUAGUUCCCAAUUUAUAGGAAGGUUUGUAAUUAAUAACAGCCUACAUGACGGCGCAUGAAACUUUUAUUUGUGGUGAUUAGCUGUUGCCCCAGCGACCGCCCAAAGCGAAGGCUGUAUUUUGACCAGAGUUCAGUCCACGUGAGGUGACGCGGGCGGAGAACGUUUGACUUCGCCGUCUCCAUUCGACACCCUGACAUUACUCAAAAAUAAAAAGAACCCGUAGUAUUUGUAGAAGAUAUUUUUAUCCGCAUGUGUCCUUAAUAAUAAAUUUAUUGGUUCGUGUGGAUAAUAGUGUGCACUGUUUACUUUACGAUUAACUUUUUCAAGUGUAGGGAAUAUUUGAGGUAGACAGUCAAGCACAGCAGAGCUGGGUCGUCAGUGUGCUUGGAUGCGUGUGAGUAAAAGAAGUGAUGCCAUGACUCAGAGCACCGUGGCUGCCUCAGAGAGAUCACAUGGCAGCAUCCGCACUGUCUCCGAAGAGAAACUUAUGGUGGCGGUGCGCGUGCGCCCGCAGCGAGCUGAUGAAGGUCCCCGGAUCGUGCACGUGGUCAGCGAUAAGAUGCUGGUUUUGGAGGAGGAGGCGGACAGUCGCCGAGAUGUGCUACGUCAGCGGCGGCUUAACGACAAACAUUACGUGUAUGACCGAGUAUUUGGCGAAGGCAGCACACAAGAAGAUGUGUACGAGGCUGUAUGUGCACCCCUAGUGGGUGAUACGUUAAAAGGAUUUGCUGGGGCCGUCUUCGCAUACGGAGCAACUGGUGCUGGCAAAACAUAUACCAUGACUGGCCUGAUGUCCCGAGCUCUUAGUCAUCUCUUCGCCAGCAUCGCCGAGAGCGAACAGCCGGAUUCUUAUGAGGUGAAAAUGUCAUACAUUGAGAUUUACAAUGAGAUCAUACGGGACCUGUUGAAUCCGAGUGCUGGGCCCCUGGAGCUGCGAGAUGAGGGUGGUAGCGGGGCCCCUGUGGUCGCUGGCUUGAGUGAGCUGAAGGCGAACAGCGCUGCUCACGUCGCAGAGCUGCUUGCAAGGGGGGACCGAUCUCGGACUGCAGAGCCUACGCAUGCAAACCAACAUUCUUCCAGGGGACAUGCCCUUCUCAGUGUAACAGUCAGCCAACAAGUAGAGAAGGGAACCCAACGUGGUCGUCUUUUCCUCAUUGACUUGGCGGGAUCGGAGCGUGCAGGUUUACGUGCAAGGCGGCUAGAGGGCGCGCACAUCAAUCGGUCGCUUUUAGCUCUAGGGAACUGCAUCAUGGCUCUUUCGGGUGGUGCAAGGUAUGUGAACUACCGCGACUCGAAGUUGACACGUCUUCUCCGUGAGGUGCUGGGAGGGCGCUGCCGUACCGCCAUGGUGGCGCACGUGGCGCCCGGCGCAGCGCAUCGCGACACCACGCGGUCUACUCUACACUAUGCACAGAAGGCAUCUUCUAUCACCAAUAAGGUGGAACGUGAAUUGGUGGAGACGCCGAUGCCUCUGUCGCAGUACCGGACGGUCAUCAACGAGCUGCGCGAGGAAAUCGCUCGACUGAAACUUAAGAUGAAGGACGAUAGAACAAUUAAACCGGGAUUCGCAAGAGUCCAAGAAGAGGAGAUUAGCAAGGAAGACGCAGCAGAAAACGCAGCCCAUUUAAAAUCUUUACGAGAAGCCAUUGUAUCCACAUUCAAACAACAAAUGCGUUUACGAAGAAGGUUGAUGGAGUUAGACAGUCACUUACUAGGGUUAGCGUUAGAUGCGGAGAGGCAACACGCUGCCAUCUCGCAUUGGGAGGCCAGGUUCAAUCGCCUCUACAAACCGAUCAACAUGCCUGGCUCCAGAUUAAGCACCCAACAAAGUUACAGGGGCGGCACUGGGUUAUCAUCGAGCAGUAGUGAGCGAGCUGAAGCUGAGGUGGCAGUGGAACAGGCGUGGGCUGAACUAGCUGCUGUCGAGAGGGAACAGGAGUCAGCUCGAACUGAGAGGGAACGCGUUGAAAGACAACUAGAACAGGUCCGCCUGAGAGGAGCGCAGUUGGAACAGGAAUUGCCCGCUACAAUAAGCAGUGGACCAGAACGAGAAGUGUUAGCCUUAGUAUGUCGUGUGCACGAAUUGGAAGCCGACAAGUUAGCCCUGCAAGGAGAACGAGCUGCAAGAGCUCAUGAGUUGCGGAGACGGGACCUGGCACUUCAGCGGCGAGACGCACAAAGGAGAUUAUCUGAUGAGAUAAUUACAAGACAGCGGCGUGCACUGCAAGAUGUAGGCGUCGGUGUGCCGCCUGAGUUGGCCCAGCUGUAUGAGUUAUAUCAGCAAGAGAUACACGCUUCCACUUACACGGAGAGCAAUGACAUCUUCACUCCUCCUUACCGUCUGCCACCUAUAUCAACCAGUAUGUCUGAGCUGACGUGGUCGGAGAGUUCGAGUGGAUCGGGCCGAGGGUCGAGCUCAGGUUCUGGCGGUACACUGAUGUACGACUAUCGUCUGCCACGCCUCGCACCCACACCGAGGCCUCGAACAAGAUAUAGUCAAGCCAGUGCAUCAGCUUUGAAGCGCUACGCGAGUGACGAGAGCCUGGUGACAGCAGCACAUCGUGGAGACGACGAGCCAGCACCCUGACUUCCUCUUCAGCUUAAUCUGGUCUAGUUUCGUGUGAUCUAUAGUGAUCUUUCGCCAGAAAUUCUUGGCACUGUUUUAAGGGCAUUUUUCUGAAGCCAAAGUUGACUACUUGAGCUUGAAUGACGUUAACAAGAAGUGUAUUUAAAUGUAUUUCAUUGUUAGGGCCUGUGUAGAUGAGGAUAUACUGAGGAUAAAAAUAAUUUAGGAUUGCCUAAAAAAAAUUACCGAGAACUUUACUGAAUUGCAUCAAGAGGGUGUUCUGGGUCUUCUUUGAGAGUUAUUCAGUUAUUACGAGUAUGUAUUAUGUACAAAGUUUAUAAAACAUCUAUAUAUUUCAAAAGUACCCAAUGGAAAGUCCUAGUCACAGGCCUAUAGAAUCCUUUUCGUUUGUUUGGUUCAUUGAUACUUGAUUUUGGCUUUACAUGAUGCCAUUUAAGGUUGUAGACAUUUGAUGUGAACGGUCUAACACGUGGUAACUGGUAACUACACAAGUUGAUGUUGCGUUUAGAUCACAUUAGUGGUGUUGUGGAUUUAUCGUGGUCGGUUUGAUCAGUUCGAGCUUGUUUUCCGAGUAAGAUAUUGUGAGUUUGUUUUCUAAAGUAUCCAAUAAAUAUAGCUAUUUGUUUGGUA
Spodoptera frugiperda (fall armyworm) is the source of this 4539-nucleotide messenger RNA. It is a transcript of the gene Kif19A, whose product is annotated as kinesin-like protein KIF19. The transcript is spliced from 14 exons. Lineage: Eukaryota; Metazoa; Arthropoda; Insecta; Lepidoptera; Noctuidae. The coding region runs from base 1711 to 3909 and encodes 732 amino acids. The record is from RefSeq and is a predicted model, not a curated record. Gene Ontology annotation, biological process: microtubule-based movement. Gene Ontology annotation, molecular function: microtubule binding; microtubule motor activity; ATP binding.